Danio aesculapii is the source of this 2963-nucleotide messenger RNA. Its product is annotated as mucin-2-like. The coding region runs from base 303 to 2933 and encodes 876 amino acids. The transcript has 3 exons. The record is from RefSeq and is a predicted model, not a curated record. Lineage: Eukaryota; Metazoa; Chordata; Actinopteri; Cypriniformes; Danionidae.
CAGUGCUAUUCACUGAGUCACUGUGUCGCCCAAAUAAACGUCAUUAGAAAAAUAAAAUCUGACUUUUUUUGUUUGUUUAUAAACCAAAAUUGAACAAAAGGAACAUUAAAAAGUAGAUGAAGGAAGAGGGAAGUAGUCCAAAUCCCUGGCGCGCUCUCGCUCUUUUAGCGCGCGCUCAUCAUCAUCAUCAUCAUCACACCUGUAGCUCUACCUGCGCAGGUUCCGCUCACCUGCGCCAGAAAACACCUCGAGCGCCACACAACAACAUGAGCUGAUUCUCCAGCCCCGAAACCAGCCGAACAAUGAGCGCUCCAUGGGUCCUGCUGUGGAUUCUGGGUCUGAUCCGCUCUGCGCACUCCAGCUGCUCUCCGACAUCGUAUUAUAAGAGCUGCUGGAUCCGCAGAUUUCCAGGACUUUAUGUGGACACAGAGGAGUCUCAGCGCAGAGGAGCUCAAAUACUGAGGGUUUACCAGGAGGAAACUGCAGUCAAAUGCAGCAGGGCAUGCUGUCUUACGCCAAACUUCUCCUGCAACCUGGCUGUGUUUCAUUUCAACACCACUCAGGACAGCGUGAACUGCUUCCAUCUGCAGUGUCCCACCCUUGAAAGCUGCAUUCCUCACCACAGAGGAAAUGUCAUCCUCUAUAAUGUCACUAAAGGUGUGGAUCCAGACUUGCUUGUGUUUGGGAAGCACUUCACCACCAACGUGCGUGUGCUGCCUCACAUGUCGUCUGCACGGCUCAACAUUUCAGAGCCGCUGACCUCUGAUAAACGGCAGUUCAACUACCCACCCAACCCUCCAGUUCAUUCCACCAGUACGAAAAUGCCUACAAGCCCUCAUAAAACAACUCGCGCUGUUAGUACAACACAUGAAGUUCAGCGCAGCCUCCCUCAAUGUACUACAAUACCAACUACAACUGCUCAAAGCUCACAAGAACAUACGUCACAGCCUAAAAUGGACUCUACACUCAAUCCCCAACAGGUGACGUCUGCACCCUAUUGGGGAUCAACAAACCUGAAUCUCACUAAACAAAUAAGUGAACCUGAUACAAGUGUGGACCCUUUAAACCAAAGCAUCCCAAAUUCUUCAUCGGUAUACACUUCACCCCAUCCAAGCUCUACAACUGAUUACCUUGACUCUAAUUUGACGUCCAUCCCAAUCGACGAACAUACAAGUUCCUCAGAAAUCCAACAGCCCUUGGGAUUACAAACUUCUACCAUGCAGACUACAACAUCUUUGGUUUCGGCUUCAAAUGUCUUUACAAGGACCCAACAACCUCUAACCCGAACUACAGAGCAAGCUAUCUUGCAAACUACGACGUUAGAAGAGUAUCUACAAACUUUAGCGUCAACAACUGUAUCUAAAAGCUACACAACCACUUCAACAGCUUCAACCUCUGCAUACGAGACAGUACAAUCUACAAAUUCCCAAAGCAUAUCAGAGCGAUUAAUAGCAACUUUGUCGCAGCUUAAAACGGAUUCUUCACUCAGUUCCCAACAAAGAACUAACACGCCUCAAGGUGCAUCCUCAAAAACCCUAACUUCUACAAACAUGCCUUUGGAAACCUCAACCAAAAUUACAUCUGCAUAUACAACAAUACCAGUUACAACUUCUCAAGGAAUGUCAGAACAUACAUACAAUCCCAUACAAACAUCAACCCAAAUGAACUCUGCAUAUACAAGAAGGCAAGUUACAACUGUGCAAAGCAUGUCAGAACAUCUUACCCCAACUACAUCACAACUAACAAUGGACUCUACACGAAAUCCCCAAUGGACAACAAGCAUGCAAAGGAUGCCAACCACAAAACCAAUAACUUCGACAAACGUUCCCAUACAAACCUCAACCCAGAUUUCCUCUGCACAUCUGGAAAUACAAGUUACAACUACUCAAAGUCAGUCAGAACAUAUGUCAACUACAUCACAACUAAAAAAGGACUCUACACCCAAUACCCAGUGGACGACUACCAUGCAACAGUUGCCAACUGCAAAGUCAAUAACACCCAUACAAACAUCAAUUCAAAUAACCUCUGCCGAUACAAGGCAAGUUACAACUUCUCAAAGAAUGUCAGAACACGUUACGCCAACUACGUCACAAUUAAAAGUAGACUCUGCACUCAAUCCCCAAUGGACGACUACCAUGCAACAGUCGCCAACGGAAAAACCAAUAACUUCAACAAACAUUCCUAAACAAACAUCAAUCCAAAAGAACUCUGCACAUCCGACAAUAAAAGUUACAACUGCUCAAAGAUCUUCAGAACAUGCCAUGCCAACUACGUCAGAAUUAAAACUGGACUCUACAUUUAAUCCCCAACGUACGACUACAUUGCAACAGUUGCAGUCCACAAAACCGAUAACUUCUACACACAUUCCUUUACAAACUUCAACCCAAGUAACUCCUGCGUAUAAGACUUCUACAUCACAUUUACGAAGCCCGAACCAAACUACUACUCUACCCCAAGCAAAGGAGACAACAAGCCGUGACAAAGGAACUUCAAAGAUCUUCACUACCACAAGCACUACAAUCAAAACUGAUGAUUCUACAACUCUCAGAUACCUGACCCACACCCGUAUGGGCAACUCCGCAAGCACUGGUAGUUUGAGCUCUUCUCUAACUGCCCCUACUAGCAGCAUGGUCGACAGUCAACCGUAUCCCAAUGACACUAAGGGAUACAUUAGCAGGAAUGUCACUACUGGGGACGCACCUCAACCUGGUGGGGAUGGAAGCUUGACGUCUGUGUGGCAUUUGGCAGCCAAUACGGUAUUGGUAGCAUUAGCGACUUGUGCUACAAUCACAUUCUGCUGUUGUUGUUCGGUGUUCGCAGCUCUGAGUUGGAGAGGUCGAAGGCGACGAAAGGGCAGGUACAGGACAAAUCUAAGGUGCAAGAGAGGAUCAAUGAGACUUAUUAAAUAUGUAAUUGUAAGAGAAAGCUCAUAAAAAACACCUGAACAAGUUAAGGUUUUCAAG